Molecule: messenger RNA, 915 nt
Organism: Adineta steineri
Lineage: Eukaryota; Metazoa; Rotifera; Eurotatoria; Adinetida; Adinetidae
Source: the annotation of a GenBank genome assembly
AUGGUUUCAAAUUUACCACAUGUUGAUUAUUACAAAGAAUUAGGUAUUAAUCGACAUGCAACACCAACAGAUAUUCGUACAGCUUAUAAACGUUUAGCAUUAACUUGGCAUCCUGAUCGAAAUAAAGCUAAAGAUGCUGAAGAUAAAUUUAAAAAAAUUAAACAAGCUUAUGAUAUAUUAAUUGAUGAUAAUCAACGACGAGAAUAUGAUCAUCGUUGUCAACAGCUACAGCAACAGCAACAACAACGACAACAACAACAAAAGAAAAAUACAUAUUAUGGAUCUGCAACAAAUAUGAGUUAUGGCCAAUCAAAAGCAGAAAAAGAAAAUAAACCAUUUAAUUUUCCUAUAUUUGAACAAUUUAUAUCUCCACCUGUAGAUCCAUUUGAAAUAAUAAAUGAUAUUCAAUAUUUUCAAGAUUCAGAUUUUACAUCCAAAAUGAUGAAUUCGCCUAGCUAUCGUAAUCUUUAUACGCAUCUUUUUAAUACAAUGAAUAAUGAUUCUAAUCAUCAACGUCAUGUUCAUUCUUCGUCACCGAUAUAUUUUAGUAAUGAUCAUAUAUUUCGUCAAACACCAAAAACUCGUUCUAAACCACCGCCACAGCAACAGCAACAACAACAACAACAACCUAAACGUCCUUCAACAAAACGUUUUUCAGCAAAUAUUCCUGUUAUACAUUCAACUAUGACAAAUGAUUGGUUUGUUAAUGAAUUAAUUGAUAUAUAUGAACAUCAAAAUAUUGUAUUUGUACAGCCAUCAUUUAAUAAUGAUCCUUUUUUUGAUGAUUUAUCACAUUGUACAAUAUGUCAUAAAAAAAUUUCAGGUGAUCGAACUAAUUUAAUGCAACAUGAACAACAAUGUCAACAAAAUCAUAAUCGAUAUACAACAAUGCCAUCAACAUCCGUUCGAGUUUAA